Anolis carolinensis (green anole) is the source of this 572-nucleotide messenger RNA. RefSeq names its product NADH:ubiquinone oxidoreductase subunit C2 (gene ndufc2). Bases 104 to 445 code for a protein of 113 amino acids. The transcript is spliced from 3 exons. The record is from RefSeq and is a predicted model, not a curated record. Lineage: Eukaryota; Metazoa; Chordata; Lepidosauria; Squamata; Anolidae. Gene Ontology annotation, cellular component: mitochondrial inner membrane. Gene Ontology annotation, biological process: mitochondrial electron transport, NADH to ubiquinone.
AACUAAAAGCGGCGGAACGUUUGUGCUGGCGGCGCGCGUUGCGAGGGGAGCAGUGUUAGGGGACGGACCCCAUCCCUCGUCCUUGGCCUGGGAAGGACCCGCCAUGGUCUUGUUCCUUCGGCUGCCGGACGAGGUCCACUCGCUGCCGCCUCCGCCGCUGCUCAACCAUGGCUCCAUCUGGGGAGGCCUCAUGGGCUGGAUCGCCUCCCUGGGUGACAACGCCCUCAACCGGAGGCCCGUCCUGGGAUGCGGGGUCCAUCGGCAACUCCUGUGGGCUUCUGUGGGCUUCUACCUCGGCCACUAUCUUGUAAGACGAGCCAGUUACACAUACGCAAACAGAGACAGAGAAAUGUUUGAGUACAUAAAGCACCACCCUGAAGACUUUAAGGAAGCAGAUAAGAAAACCAUGGCAGAAGUCCUGGAGAAUUUUCGUCCAAUUCGUUGAAGACUUUGCAAACAGCUACAGUGUGUCUCUUAUGUGUGCAGACUUGCGUUGAAUGUAUGUCAGCAUUUCGGACAGAAAAUCUGAUCUAAAGGACUAAUCUUAACAAAUAAACUAUGAAUAAAUAAAA